This is a messenger RNA of Dendroctonus ponderosae (mountain pine beetle), 1924 nucleotides long. Its product is annotated as glucose dehydrogenase [FAD, quinone]. The record is from RefSeq and is a predicted model, not a curated record. The transcript is spliced from 11 exons. The coding region runs from base 30 to 1874 and encodes 614 amino acids. NCBI's taxonomy places the organism in Eukaryota, Metazoa, Arthropoda, Insecta, Coleoptera, Curculionidae. Gene Ontology annotation, molecular function: oxidoreductase activity, acting on CH-OH group of donors; flavin adenine dinucleotide binding.
AUUGGCUGGCGCUGCUAGUUUCAGUCAGAAUGUCGUUUGAAGCUUGCGGCUGUGAAGCCCCUUUUGUGGGCCUUUCUGUGGCUGAUCAAUGCUCUGGAGAUCAGUAUGUGGCCUUUAUGAGCUUGGUGGAUCUGCUUAUAAGAUACGCUUGCAACAUCUCGGACCCCUGCAAUCGCGUGGUACCCAAAACUCAACCAGCCGAAGAAUACGACUUCAUUGUAAUCGGUGGUGGUAGUGGAGGUGCGACGAUUGCAGGCAGAUUGGCCGAAGUUUCCCAAUGGAACACCUUGCUGCUGGAGGCUGGAACGGAUGAACCUCCUGCUGCCCAGGUUCCGGCCCUACCUGCCUUCACCAAAACCAUUCUAGAUUGGAACUUCACUGCUGAGCAGGAGACUGGCGCAUGCCUGUCUUCGGAUGGGUACUGCUCAUGGUCCAGUGGGAGAGUUUUAGGUGGAACCAGCUCGAUCAAUGGCAUGGUGUAUGUGAGAGGAACGCCUGCAGACUUUGAUAAAUGGGUGGAAGCAGGAAACACUGAGUGGAGCUACGAGGAGCUACUGAAAUAUUUCAAAAAGUCCGAAACCAAUCGGCAGGUGGGAAGUUUGGUUUCCGAUGAGUUUCAUGGCACUGAAGGGCCAGUCACCAUCGAGCAAUAUCCCGAUAAUAUUCCUCUGGCUGAUGACCUUUUAGUAGCAGCCGAUCAAACGGGUUUCCCAGUAGUUCCAGAUCUGAAUGGGGCUGAUCUUGUGGGCUUUUCCCGGAUUCAGGCGUAUAAUCGGAAUGGCGUUCGAAUGAGUUUGGCCAAGGCGUUUGUGCGGCCACAUAAAGACGACGCCCACUUUCAUGUCAUGCUCAACUCCACAGCCACCAGGAUCCUCUUGAGUGGGGAGGGCGACGAAAAGAGGGCGACAGCAGUGGAGUUUGUCUAUGAGGGCAAAACCUACACUGUCAAGGCGAGGAAGGAAAUCAUUGUGGCUGCAGGUGCCAUCCAAACGCCUCAUCUGCUGCUGCUAUCUGGAAUCGGGCCUAAAGAAGAACUGGAAGCGYCUGGAGUCGAGCCAGUCCACAACCUGCAAGGUGUUGGAAAAGGCUUAUCCAACCACAUCUCGUUCGGCUUCUACGUUUCCCUCAAUGUGCCCAACUUUGUGGACCUCAACGCUGAGACCCUGGAGGAGUACUUAACGAACCAAACUGGGCAUUUGAGUGGCAAUGGAGUCAGCCAGAUAUCCGCCCGACUGGCGAGUGCAUAUGCAGAACCAGACGAUCCAGACUUGUCUUUAUACCUGGACAGUUGGAAAAACACCUGCGCCUAUUCCGCGGAAUCCGGAUUGCCUGAGGAUCCAGAUGAUCCAGCAGAUAAUCGGAAACUGUGGAUUUCAGUCACUUUGCUGCACCCACAGAGCACUGGCUAUGUGGGUUUGGCCUCCAACAAUCCUGCCGAUCCGCCUAGAAUAGUGGGCAACUACCUGAGUGAGCCGGAGGAUGUUAAAAUCAUCACCUCCGGCAUCCGGUUGGUGCAGAAGUUCAUCGAGGCGCCCGUUUUGAAGGAGAAAUACAACGCCUCCCAGGUUUGGAUGGACUAUGGAAGCUGUUCCCAACAGUUCGAAGUGGAUUCGGAUGAGUUUUGGGAGUGCGCCAUUCGCUACCAAACGCACAUUGUGGGACAUCAGUGCGCCACUUGCACCAUGGGUCCUGAUCCAGAAUUAGGCGCUUGCGUUAACCAGAACCUCCAGGUCCAUGGGGUUGCCAACCUGCGGAUAGCUGAUGCCUCAGCGAUGGUGCCACGCAUUUCUGGAAACACUCAGGCUAUAGUGGUUGCUAUCGCUGAACGCGCCAAUCAGUUCAUCAGGGAAAUGUAUCUGGAUCAGCAGGUUUAAGCCUAGUUGUUUUCCUGAAUUUCCUUCUGCUGUACUAAAAUGAGUGUUAU